AGGAACACGUGAUCUUUAUAUGUAGAUUGCUCGAGCCUCGUCCGUCCUAUCAGAGGAGGAGGGGAGAUCAGCUGAUCGUUACCUCCGCCGACCUCCUCUUCCACGGUCCGAUGCUCGAGCGAUGUAACUGUGUAGGGGGCGAUAGAGAGUGCGGCGGCGGUGGUGGUCAGAAUCGCCUGGUGUGAUCCCCUUUGUAGCCUCAUUUCGUACACUAUAAAAACCGCUCACGUUUGCUUACUAUAGCUCCAUAUCCCCUGCGAUCUUCCUUCGUCGCCCCCUUCCAAGGUAGCCGGCAAGGAUGACGGACUGAAUCGCACCGGAUCCCAUUCCCUGUGCCCUCCCCCGGAACAAGGGGCAGCCCCGGGCCAGUGCUCAGGCGGUCACGUGCUCCUCCCCGGCUGUGGUUCGCACUGUGUUUGUCCCUUGUGAUGCUCCGUAUAGGAGGCGUCGUACAGUGUUUUUGGCCAGGAGGAAGGCAGUGGAUUGGGGGCAGUUGUUGUGUGUGUACCGGGUGCCCCCCCUCCUGUAGACCCCGGUGCCGAUACAGCGGCGGCGGUGUUGUGUGUGUGAACCGGGCGCCGUGCUGUCAGCGGGCUGCCUGUGCAUGGGCCUGGCUAUAGGACGCACACUGGCCGGAGCGUCGUCCCUGUACUCUGGAUCCAGCAGCUGUGGCCCGUGUACUGACAUGUGUGUGAGCAUGGAGAGGAGCGGGACCCGCCACAUGGCUUGCUCUCCUGAGGGAAGCAUCAAGCUUAUGUGGCUGAAAAAUGACCGGACAUAAAACUCCACAUCCCUUAAAAAAUCAAAUUUCAAAAUGGUCUCGAGAGAGCGUGCCCCCAAAGAUCACUGCAGCUGCCCGCUGUCCUGUGACUGCUAGGCGCCGCAGAAACGGCCUUUCUCGCCCGAUAAAAAAACGGCGCCUUGGAGGGUUAUGGCUUCUAAAAAGUUGUAGUUUGCUGAACAUCGGACGUGUACCUCUAUUUAUGAUGCAGAGAAAACUCUUUCCGAUUUCAGCCUGUGGUAAAUUGCAGUCUGAGAAGCUCACAGCUAGAAAGACAAGCUAUAGACUUCUGGAUUUUAUCUGGAUGUGGUUUCAGAAAGGUUUUUGGAACUGCUGCAAGAAGACUCUGAGAGGCAGGAUUCGUAAAGUAGUCUCUUAUUUGAAGUUGCAACUUCAGAGACACAUAAAAGCUGGACGGAGGUCAUACGAUAUGAACAAUAACACUUCAGGAAUUUUAUAUGAGAUCCCACAAUGCACAACCAAAAACUGCCUACAAGAUGAUGCUGUCAAGCUGCAGUGUGUGGAAGCUCCAUUUGGAAAUGCUGCGUCCAGCGUCUCUCUGUUAAAAGACAGCCAGCUCCGCUCACCUGCUCAGUGGUGCGGCACGGACACCUUAACCAAGAAAACAAGUGAUGUUCCCAUUAUUAACAACCAGACAGAUGACGUGUGCGUAUUACUUACCGAAAAAGAAGUGUAUAUAUCAUGCCAGGAAGAGACAACUGCUCAUGGCGACAAGGACGAUGAACCCAUUCCCCUGAUUCCUGACAAAUUGCAAGAAUGUGCAAGUGAUACUUUUGGAUGUCAGGAAGAUGCUUCCAUGGAAAUAACAGAGAAUGGUGAUGAUCAAUGCUCCAUGGAUUUGGAUGAUAGUACAGACUCUGACAUAUUUUGUACCAAAUUGCUGGAUCACCCUUACUGUAAAAGUCCAAUGCAACAGUCCACUUCUGAAGGAUCGGAUAUACAGGGCCUACAGAACGGACAGAAAAUCCCCGGCAAUGUCCCAGACGAACAAGUUGCAGUCAGCAUUUGGGAUUUCCUAAAUGAAGUUGGAAAGAAAUACGGUAGUUUGAUUCCAGUGACUGAAAGAGACUUACUUAUUCGAUUGAAAGAGGUUUUUAACCAAGACUUUUCCUACAGGAUACCCUUCAUUAGAAAGGAAAUGGCAAAGUAUAGAGCCAAGAAUUGCAAAAAUACUGGUUAUGGUUUCCAGGUAUCCUACAAUAAACACACACUUUACUUGGAAGAUCUUGUUACUCUGGAUGAACAACAGUGGCUCAAUGACCAGGUCAUUAACAUGUAUGGUGACCUCAUAAUGGAUACUGCACCAGAUAAGAUUCACUUCUUUAACACAUUUUUUCAUAAACAACUUGUGACCAAAGGAUAUGAUGGAGUGAAACGAUGGACUAAAAAGGUGGACCUUUUUAAGAAGACAUUACUACUAAUUCCAAUUCAUUUACAAGUCCACUGGGCCCUUGUUGCUGUGAACAUCCCAAAUAAGACCAUUUCCUUCUAUGACUCCCAAGGCUUACAUUUAAAAUUUUGUACAGAGAACAUCCUCAAGUACCUUAUGACAGAAGCCAGGGAGAAGAAUCAUCCGGAAUUUCUUCAUGGUUGGCAGACUACUAUAAAAAAGUGCAUUCCACAACAGAAGAAUGACUUUGACUGUGGCGUGUUUAUGCUUCAGUACUGCAAGUGCCUCGCUCAAGAACAGCCUUUCAUGUUCUCCCAAGAAAACAUGCCUCGUAUCCGGAAGCAGAUAUACAAAGAACUCUGCGAAUGCAGGCUCAUGAAUUAAAGAAAAAAAAAUUAAAGCUGCUCUUUUGUGGCCCAUUGAAAACCUACAAUCUGUACUUGAAUUAUUUAAUACUUCCACAACUUUUAAGCAUAACUUCAGAAGGGUGGCUGGCCCUCCAUUGUUACCUCAGAUGCUCCUUUUUAUUUUGUUAAAUUCAUCGGAUUUGGACAUGAACUGGUUAGCUUGUGGGACAUCAUGAUAAGCUGCCAUGAAAUCUUUGUGGCUUCAUUUUGAUUCUGGUAUUUAUUAUUUAUUAUGUAAGCAUGCAAAUAUGCAAAAGCAUGCAGCAGUAAAACACGGACUGUAUAUUUGAUGCACCUUUGACUUGUAGAUAGAAGUGACAAAGAAAAUUUUAAUUUUGUUUAAAUAUAUGAAACAGGUACAUUUUUCCUGUAACUAUUAAAACUGUAUUUACGUUAAGAUGUUUUUCCAAUGGAAAAAUGAUUCAUUACAUAUUUUUUGACCAGG
This is a messenger RNA of Hyla sarda, 3044 nucleotides long. It is a transcript of the gene SENP5, whose product is annotated as SUMO specific peptidase 5. The record is from RefSeq and is a predicted model, not a curated record. Gene Ontology annotation, cellular component: nucleus. The coding region runs from base 768 to 2576 and encodes 602 amino acids. Gene Ontology annotation, molecular function: deSUMOylase activity. Gene Ontology annotation, biological process: protein desumoylation. NCBI's taxonomy places the organism in Eukaryota, Metazoa, Chordata, Amphibia, Anura, Hylidae. The transcript has 10 exons.